Molecule: messenger RNA, 5495 nt
Organism: Carassius auratus (goldfish)
Lineage: Eukaryota; Metazoa; Chordata; Actinopteri; Cypriniformes; Cyprinidae
Gene: lrrtm2
Product: leucine rich repeat transmembrane neuronal 2
Exons: 2
Coding region: 1327-2955 (542 amino acids)
Molecular function (GO): protein binding
Source: RefSeq, a predicted model, not a curated record
AGCCAACAGACAGAGGGGCUGGGGAAAAUGCAGACAACAGCUAUGUUGCGCACGUCUUCUGCUUAGUGAAAUCUCCUGUGGGGCUAUGCAGUGUGAAUGCUCUAAUAAGUCCAGCAUUCAGACUCCGUCCCCACCACCGCAGAUCGACAGGAGUAUAAAAGGUCUCUGUGACGUUGGUUUGCUUGUGACGCGUUUCGUGUUGAAAACCUGAACGAGUGAAAGGGAGAUGGAGCGGGAGGAAGGAAGGAAAAAUCUGAUUGCAAGUCAUCGUAUAUAAAAAUGAAGUAUCAGCUUCCUGUGCCAACUAAAUUAUAUUGUAAAUCCAUUCAGCAACAUUUAACUGAAGUAAACACCCAAAAUACAAACUAAAUGUAAAAUCUUUUAAUAUGUAUUUUGAUUUAUUACUACAAAGUACUAAACUACCCAUCUUCAUCACAAACACACAUAUAUACCUGACCAGACAGCAAGCAGACGAGGAGAUUUAAUGUAAUUGUUAAUUUCGGCUGGGAACUGCCGCAACACGUUGCAGUUAUCAAUAUUAUGACUGUGACAAACCAGAGGGAAAAAAAGUAAGGGAGGGGGAGGGUGUGUUGAAUCAAGCGCCAAAGCACUGCGAGUGUGUGCAAGGCAGAAAGUGAGCGAGCCAGGGAGCGAACCAAAGCGCGCAUAAGAGAGAGAGGGAGAAACUGCACUGGUGAUCGACGCCAGCCUGCCACCACUCUGUAGCAGUGAGUGGCUGCAACAAAAGCACAGAAUAACAUCUGAGCUCCUCUCCUCUGCUUUUCUCCUCACUGCAUCUCCCCUUCCUUGGUGCCGAGAACUCCACACAACACAGCAGAGACACACGGAACUGGCGUCGCAAGUGCAGCCUCUGCCUGCCAUCAACAAGUUAGGGAUGAAGGACCCCGAGCAAUGAAAGAGGAGAGCGUGAUCUUCAAUUAACCAACUGAGCUGACAUCACUGCAGUGGAAAAGGAAAGAGGCAGCUAAGGGACGGAGGGAUCUGCUCAGCGGUGCUGCUUUGGAUGCAAAUCAUCAACUUCCAAUUUAAGGAUUCUUGGAAGGCAAAUAAUGUCUUAAUCUGGGAAUUAAAUAGCAGGACUGAAGAAAGGACAGACCGGAAAAGAGAAAAAACAGCAUCCCAGGACAUGGAAUUCCUGAAUUUGGUUCAACUGGGGGGGCAUCACACUUCUUUAUUUCUGAAUAGCUUGAUUCCUUUUGUUUUUACCCAAAAGGUUUUUUUCCCUGUGGAUUUCUCUUCCAUCUGGUUGCUCCAAAAGUCUGCAGAAAAAGACAGUUGAAUGCAGCCUCCGAUGUACACAAAAGAAUGGGUUUCCAUUCAAGGUGGCCAUUGGUGGGACAUGCACCAACGGCACUUUGUGUGAUCAGCAUGCUACUGUGCCUCCCUCCUGUGUCAUGCACAACCUGCCCCCAGAAAUGCCGAUGUGAAGACCUGCAGUUUUACUGCGACACGCAGGGGCUCCUGGCGCCCCCAGAUGGUGUGGAUAAAGGGGCCCUUGGACUUUCGCUCAGACACAACAGCAUCAGCGAGCUCAGCUCAGACCAGUUCUUUGGCUUCACCCAGCUCACUUGGCUUCACCUGGACCACAACCAAAUAACCACAGUGCAUGAGGAUGCCUUCCAGGGGCUGUACAAGCUCAAAGACCUUAACCUGAGCUCAAAUCGCAUCACCAAGCUGCCAAACACAACCUUCAUCCACCUCAUCAACCUGCAGAUCCUGGAUCUCUCCUUCAACCAGAUGACAGCUCUGGAGCCUGAGUUAUUUCACGGGCUCCGGAAACUCCAGAUCCUACACCUGCGAUCAAACUCACUGCGUACGACGCCUGUGCGAGCCUUCUGGGACUGCCGGAGCCUGGAAUACCUUGGUCUGAGCAACAACCGGCUCCGUAGCCUGGCCCGGAAUGGCUUCGCUGGGUUAAUUAAGCUGCGGGAGCUCCAUUUGGAACACAAUCACUUGACCAAGAUUAACUUGGCGCACUUCCCUCGUCUGGUCACCCUCCAGUUCCUUUAUCUUCAGUGGAACAAGAUCAACAAUUUAACAUGCACCAUGGAAUGGAAAUGGACAACUCUGGAGAAACUGGAUCUCACUGGGAACGAGAUACGCAUACUCACCCCCGACGUGUUUGAUACUUUGCCCAACCUUAAGAUCCUGCUGCUGGAUAACAACAAACUGACCAGCCUCGAUACCCAAACCAUGGAUAUGUGGAAGUCCCUAAAUGUGAUUGGGCUUUCAAGCAACCUUUGGGAAUGUACCAAACGGAUCUGCAAUUUGGCCACUUGGCUGAGCACCUUUAAGGGUAGAUGGGAACAUUCUAUCCUCUGCCACAGUCCUGAGUACGCACAGGGUGAGGAAAUACUGGAUGCCGUUUACGGAUUCCAACUUUGCCAAAAUUUCUCGGCCCCAGUUAUACUGACCAGUACCAGCACAGAGGCCAUGCUCCCUGAGAUCACAAGCUCCCUGUUCGGAAAUAUGCAGACCCCUACGCAAGACUUCUAUGCAGAGGAUUUUGGGAGCUUUACGAUUGUCACUACUACUACCACCACCACACAACCCCCACGCACUGCCCUCGCUACUACCAUGACAGUGGAGGGGGCAGAGAUUACAGAGGACUACUCUGCAAUAGACAACACAGUGCUGACCCAGAGGGUCAUCAUUGGCACCAUGGCUCUGUUGUUUUCCUUCUUCCUCAUCAUUUUUGUAGUGUACAUAUCACGAAAAUGCUGCCCUCCCACACUGAGGCGGAUCCGCCAUUGCUCGGCCAUUCAGAACAGGCGACAGAUGAGGACCCAGCAGAGACAGCCAAUGGCCGACCUAGCCACACAGGUGCCCUAUAACGAGUACGAUCCCAGUCACGAGGAGGGUGCACUCGUGAUCAUCAAUGGCUACGGGCAGUGCAAAUGUCAGCAACUGCCUUAUAAAGAGUGUGAAGUAUAAACUAUUUAUUCCUGCAGUUUCCGGGUUUAACCAUUUGUCCAUUUCAAAAGAAACAGGGUUUGCUUUUGGACUCCCCCCCCCCCCCCCCCUUUUCAGUUUGUAUGAAGAAUAUUUCUUUGAAAUUGUUAGCUUUGGAAAUCUAUGAAAGCUUGAGAUGACUGGGAGGUAUUGUAAAAGAGGAAAUAUAGAGAAAUCAACAAGUUUAUUUUUGUAAUACAAAAUGCAAAGGUUCAUAUCUAGCUGGGGCAAUCAAUCUCAGCCAAGGAAGGUUGGAUGCAUCACAGCAUCACCAGUUUGUGUACUAUGUAUUCUGCAGCACAGAGGAAAUGAGAAAUCUAUAGCCAAACCGCCUGGAACCCUGCGCUCCAGAAACCAGUUUAUAAAAUGACAUAUCUUCUGAUAAAUGGUGAAAUUUUAUUCCAUGGAAAAAUAGUUACAUAUGCUGAGCAGUGCAAAUUUAAAAGGAUUUUUUUGUAAAAAAAUAAAAAUAAAAAAAGAAUUUUCAUGCACGUUAGCAAAACUAUAGAUCUCACUCACACUCACUUUUGGAGACAGAAAAAAAAUGGGCACAAAGCAUAUUUUUUAAACUCACAUUUUCUAAAUUGAAAACAAGUACUGAUACAAAUAGAGCCACAAUGAAAUUUGAACAGGGAAUUCAACCCACUCGCAUUUUUUGGCCACCUUAGGUGUCCGAAAUGAUCAUUUCACUUUGAUCAAGUCUUAAAUUUAAACCAAUGAGACCACUUAACUGCCUUCCCAUUUCUGCAUUUGGAUAAAUUCAAUAAACUCUGUCUGCUUCCUUGAAAUCUUAAAGCCUAGCACUUUGUGUAAAAAGGUUAAUGUCCAAUAUCGCCCUGCACUGGUUCUAACAAAAUGUCUGAACAAGCUCCCUCAUAGGCAAUCCCUCAAUUAUCAUUGUGCAUAUAUUCUUACAUGAGAUGGCUCCAAACUCUGACAUCCUCACUGUGAUAGAACAAUGCUGCUUAGAUCACUGCGUCAUUAAUUAAUGGAAGAGACCAUCAAGGAAUGCUAGACGAAGAAGCAAACACCAGCGAGAACACCUUCCUAGGGAGAUGGGAAGAGCUAGAAAAAGAAGGCAUGCAGAGGACACUGACAAUUGCCUCCUAAAAAUACAGGCGUACAUUUGCCGCACUGUUCGAAUGCAGCAAAGAGCAUAACCAUACCUGACAGCUUCAACAUUGAGUGAAUUAAGCUCAGGGAAAAUUAAUCUAAUAUUCUAUCACCCCAAACCUCUGCCCUGCAAGUUUCAGCCAGUAUAAAAUCAGUAUUAAAAAAAAAAAAAAAAAAAGACAAGAGAGUUACUACUUCAUAGCCUUGCUCCUUUUAGCCCAUGAAGACAAAAAAGGUAUUUUUCGUCUGUGCAAGAAAUAAACAGAGGUUCAUACCAAGGACGCUAAAGAAACAGAAACAGAGAGAAAAGCUGAAGUAAAGUGUAGCGCAGCUCUCAGGAGAGCAUGCAGAAGACGGAGAGAGGCUGGGUCAGGAGAAAUUUGUAUGCAGCACUGAGAGGACAGACAUUAGCAUCAAACUAAAGAAGCCGCUGCUGCAGAAGCUCUUUGUGUUGCAAUCAGGAGUUGGGGGUAGGGAUGCAAAGGGGGUACAGGGAACACAAACACAAUGGUUAGCAUCUAAUUGAAGUCAAUGAGCAUCUUAGGAGCCACCGACUGAGGCUAAAUCAGGGUACAGAAACCAUUAGAGGAAAAAAAAAGAACUGCAUGACAAAAGUGACCGACAACAUCCUGAGCAAUUGCUGGAAAGCUCUGGUCGCCACCCUAGUUGCACCACAGUAAGGCGUAUUGCCUCAUUGGGGAAUAAAGAAAUUAGUUAUUAAGCUAUAUAGCUUAAGAAAAAAAAAGGCUAAAAAUAAAAGAAACAUGUAGUCAUACACAGGCAGAGGUUUUGGGUUGAAAACUCAAUCUGAGAAAUUGGCACCCUCCUUAUGACAGUCGAAAAAACUUAAUACUGAAAUGAAACAUGCCUGAAGAGACUGAUUAAAGUUGUCCUCUAGAGGGUGCUGUAAAAUACCAUGAGUUUGGAACAGCUGCUAAUAUUCUUUUACUAACUCCAACGCCACAAGACACAAUUUUAUGUUGGUAAAGACAAAUAGAAAGGGAAUGCAGGUCUGUAUAGCUGAUCUUUUCCGUGCAGCCAGAGGUCUAGCUGAGAAAUAACAUUCCAAAAUGCAUUUAUCAGAUGCUGUUGGACUGAACGAGGAAACCUACUGCUAACAUUUACCAAGCCAAGAACCUCCACCAAUGGUGUUGCAUUGUUUUGGGUUUAGUGCAGCUGACCUUCGCUUUCUGAAUUCCUCAAAAACAAAUCGCAUGUUUAAAGAAAACAUGAACAUCAGCACCAUCCCCUCAGAAAAAGAAGUAGAAGAAAAAAAAAAUACAAGCCUCACAUCCUGAUCUGAUAGUUCAGACAUGUUGGGGAAGAAAGACUUCCUAAUGAAAUACUGACGAACACUGUAAUGUUUAAACUUUCAUCUUAUAACCAAUCACAAAAAAAAAAAAAAAAAA